Molecule: messenger RNA, 1588 nt
Organism: Toxotes jaculatrix (banded archerfish)
Lineage: Eukaryota; Metazoa; Chordata; Actinopteri; Toxotidae
Product: leukocyte elastase inhibitor-like
Exons: 9
Coding region: 138-1310 (390 amino acids)
Biological process (GO): negative regulation of endopeptidase activity
Molecular function (GO): serine-type endopeptidase inhibitor activity
Source: RefSeq, a predicted model, not a curated record
GAGAAAGUGAAACCUGAGCUGAGAAUGUCGAGGGCGUGUCAGUCUAUAAGUCAGUCUACAACGGAUGCUUCACACACAGAAAUCUUUGUGUUACAGAGAGACUCCUGAUCACCAGAGGACAAGAGGAAAUCUACACAAUGGCAUCGUCGUCAUCAUCAUCAUCAUCAGUCCCUCUGUCCAAGGCCAACAUCACCUUCUGUCUGGACCUGUUCCAAAAGCUGAACGAUAACAAGACAGCAAAUAUCUUCUUCUCUCCUUUUAGCAUCUCUUCAGCCCUGGCUAUGGUGACACUGGGGGCCAGGGGUAACACAGCCAAACAGAUAUCAGAGUGUCUGAAAACCCAGGACUGUCAGGAUGAGGUCCACACUGGUUUUGCCCAACUGCUGAGUGAGCUCAACAAGGCUGAUGCUCCGUACGCCCUCAGCGUGGCCAACAGACUGUACGGGGAGCAGUCCUUCCAGUUUAUUGAGGAUUUCUUAACACAAACCAGGACUCACUACAACGCAGAGCUGGAGGCUGUGGAUUUCAAAAUCAGCUCUGAAGCUGCCAGAGUCAAGAUCAACAACUGGGUGGAGGAGAAGACAAAAGGUAAAAUCAAAGAUAUAGUGGCUGAAGGCGACAUGGACAGAAUGACCAGACUGGUGCUGGUCAAUGCCCUGUACUUUAAAGGCACCUGGAACAAAACAUUCAAUUGUGCACGUACUGAAGACGCUGACUUCAAACUGAACAAGAGGGAAACUAAGCUGGUGAAGAUGAUGACCCAGGACGCUUACUUUCCUCUGAGAUUCAUUCCUGAGAUCGACUGCCAGAUCCUAGAGAUGCCUUACAAAGAGAAGGAGCUCAGCAUGCUCAUCUUUCUACCAAAGGAGAUCCAGGAUGAUACAACAGGUCUGGAGAAGCUGGAGAAGCAGCUGACCUAUGAGAAAUUUGUGGAGUGGACUCGUCCAGACAUGAUGCCUGAAGCUAAAGUUGAUGUGAGUCUGCCUCGAUUCAAGAUGGAGGAGACGUAUGACCUGAACAAUGUCCUGAAAAACAUGGGCAUUGUGGACGCUUUUGAUGUUUUGAAGAGUGACUUCUCUGGCAUGUCAGAGGCCAGAGACCUGUUCCUGUCAAAAGUCUCCCACAAGGCUUUUGUGGAGGUGAACGAGGAGGGAACUGAGGCUGCUGCAGCCACUGCUGUCUUUUGCCAGUUUGAGAGUGGCUGUUUAAAAAAGAAGUACUUCACUGCAGACCAUCCCUUCCUCUUCUUCAUCCGACAUAACCCCACCAUGAGUGUUCUCUUUGCCGGCCGAUUCUGCUCCCCCGUGUGAGCACUGUGUCCCUUGGAGCAGUGAGACUCAACCAGUGUAGGGUUACAUUUGAUGUCCAGUAGCUACAGUCAAAGUGUUUAGCAUUGAGAAUUGUUGUUUUUGAUGUGUCAAACAAGCUGUUGAGCUGCUGAACAAUAAGUACAAGGCUUUGAAAUGUAGCUUUGAAACUCCCUGCAUUAAGCAAUUUUGACUGUGCAUUUAUAGCUUUGUUCCUGCUACUUCUGUGUUGCUGCACACUGGACCAGUGCUUCAUGUGAGCUGCACCAUGUUUCUGAAAA